AUGGCACCGCGUCAUGCGAAUGAUCAACGAGUCAAUUUGCCGUUCACUUGUCGCCUUGCUCAACCUCUUCAGAUUGGACAAACCAUCAACAUACAUGGGAAAAUCAAUCCAGAUGGAAAGCGAAUUGAAUUGAACUUGUUGAAGGGUGAUUCUGAACUUGCCAAGGGGCAGUCACAGGCUCUCCUGCACGCAAACAUUCGAAUCGAUGAAGCAACGGUGGUGUUGAAUUCGUUUUUGGAUGGGAAAUGGGGUGAUGAAGAGAGAGUGGCGAAUCCUUUUAAAGCUGGAGAAGAUUUCGAUUUGCGUAUUAGAUGUCUCGACGGGUUCUUCGAGGUUCGAUUGAACGGAGAGAAAGUUCACGAGUUCAAGUAUCGCUCUCCUUUCAAUGAAACCGAAUUUCUGCAGGUGAAAGGUGACUGCAUUGUCGACGGUGUUCAUUGGGGUGGAAAACUCUAUCAGGUGCCAUGGGAAACGGCUUUCCAAGGCCAGCAACCGCUAAAGUUAGGAAGUCGCAUUGAGCUUUAUGUAAUCCCGAAAGGUGAUCGAUGGACUGUGGAUUUUAUCGCGAAAAACAAGGAAACUCUUUUCCAUUUCAAUCCAAGAAUGGCUGAAAAGAAACUCGUUCGAAAUGCUCGUAAAGGUGGAUUUUGGAUGAAAGAAGAGCUGGAUUUCGAGGGUGAUUUCCCGUUCCAACUCGACGGCGGCGCUACACUGGUCCUUAUCAACGAAACGGAAGCUAUUCAAAUCGAAGUGGAUGGGCGUCGUGUGUGCUCUUUCAAGCAUCGAGCCACAAAUCCCAUCUCUGACUACAUUGGUUUCCGAAUUGAUGGACCGGUAGAAGUCACCAAUAUGGACUUUCAAUAUCCACAG
This is a messenger RNA of Mesorhabditis belari, 870 nucleotides long. Lineage: Eukaryota; Metazoa; Nematoda; Chromadorea; Rhabditida; Rhabditidae. The record is from the annotation of a GenBank genome assembly.